ACUAUGUCCAGAAACACAAUUAAAAAGACAGUCAAAAAAAUUAAAAAGCCCAAAUCCACCAACACCAAACAAAACAACAAAUAAAAAAUCGAUGACGAUGAAUCAAUCGAUUCAGAAUACUUGGAUGAAUUGGAAAAUCAAAAACCCCAAUAAAUGUCAGAUAGAAGUGACAGUGAAAUUGAUGAAACCGAAGACAACAGGAGAUUGAGAUUGGCCAAAUAAAUAUUGUAACAAACCAAACAAGAUUUGAAAGCCAAAAACGAUGACUUUUUUCAAGAUCAUCAUGACAUUCACAUGAACGACGAAGACAAAAGAUUAAAUGUAGCCCUACUAGAGAAAGUAACUCAUCGAUCUAAUCUUAGUUUGCUGAAAAACACACCAUCUAUCAGUCCUAAAUCCAAAAAUUCGAUCGUCAAUUCAAUCGAGAAAUCUACAAAGGCCAUCUUAGAGCCAUCACUUGCACCCAAGUGGAUGAAUUCGCCUAACACAUGUACUCUUGUUCCAAAGAUUCAAGCAUCAUCAAAUGUAUUCACAAUCAAUUAAGUUUUUUUCAGGGGACUUGGAAACCAAGAAGAAGGAAUUCAUCUAGAGAGAAGUAGGUAAACACGGCGAUGGCCAUUAUGACGAGGUCCUUACCAUUUCACUCAAUUUUGAUGGCAAAAUAUUGGCUAGUGCUGGCAAAGAUCACUCCAUCAAAUUAUGGGAUACGACAUCCAAUAAAUUGAUCGAAACACUCAAACAUCAUAAGGCUCCCAUUUAUGGCGUGAAAUUCGGAUAUAACUCCAAUAAUCUAUGCAGUAUCUCAUGCGAUAGAACUUUCAUCCAAUGGGACGCAGCCUAACGAGCUUAUAUUGACACAUUGUAAUAAUUACAAGUAAUUUAUAAGUUUUGGACAUAGCACAGAAGCAAAUGACAUCGAUUGCUUUAAUGCUGAUGACUUCUUGAGUUGCGGCUACGACAGACAAAUGAUUCAAUGGAAGACUAAGUCAGGAGGACAACUUCUAUACAGUGGACACGAUUAAUCCAUCGAUUGCAUUCGGGCGAUAACUCUGGACACCUUUGCUACUGGUUCAGUGGAUUCCAAUGUCAAUUUGUGGAAUGUUAAAAAAAGGAAGCCUCUAUUUGAAUUGCACAAACCUCAUGGCGAUAGAUGGAUAACUGCGCUGGUAAUUGUUGUAUCCACAUGUAGGGAACCGCUUACAAUAGUGACCUUCUGGUUUCGGGAUCCUAUGAUGACAAUCUGAACAUCUACAAGGUCACGAACAAGGACAUCACAAAAGUCAGAUCGCUACAGAGUGUAAGAUUUUCAGAUUGAUUUUUCUUUAGUUUGGAAUCGUGAAUCACAUCAAUGUGUUUGAUAAUAAAAUCCUCACUGUGGAGAGUCAGGAACAUCGUUUGGGCAGGUGGGUUACUUCAACGAAAAGCAAAAAUUUAAUUGUGUUGUAUUUAUGA
Molecule: messenger RNA, 1452 nt
Organism: Paramecium octaurelia
Lineage: Eukaryota; Ciliophora; Oligohymenophorea; Peniculida; Parameciidae
Source: the annotation of a GenBank genome assembly